This is a messenger RNA of Stylophora pistillata, 744 nucleotides long. RefSeq lists its product as uncharacterized. Gene Ontology annotation, molecular function: protein binding. The record is from RefSeq and is a predicted model, not a curated record. NCBI's taxonomy places the organism in Eukaryota, Metazoa, Cnidaria, Anthozoa, Scleractinia, Pocilloporidae.
AUGGACGCCAUAGAGGAAUUUAUUGCAACCUGUCCUCUAGCCUUUACUUUAGCUAAAGUUGUAGCUGUUUUCACCUUCCUCCAAAAGACUGGUGGUGACUUACAAGCCAUGAAGUUGGGCGAAAAAUGUUUGAUAUUUCUCGGGUCUAACGCACGGAUAGAAGAAGACCAGUUUACCCUGUUUUACCAAGCAAUCAAUGAGCUAAUGUUUGAGGCGGCGUGCCGGGUCCCUGACUACAAAUCUGCAGAAAGAUAUGCUAAGGAACUCCUUAUAAUGCAUCAUGCUUCUAAUGACAAAAUUAGCGAAGGUAUUGUAAGUUUGGCACUGGGAAAUAUAUAUCAGAGGCUAAAAGAAUUUGAAAUGGCGAGUCGAUACUAUCAGAAUGCAAUCGAUAUGACGAGAAGUACUGGAGACAAACAAGUAGAAGCACGGUGUUACUUAGGGAUAGGAGUCUCAUUUCAUUCGCUGUGUAAAUAUCACAUGGCUGAAAAGUAUUACGAAAAAGCACUGGCGAUCACUAUGACAAUUGGUGACAGAAAUCGCGCAGCUACCAUUUACAGAAACCUUGGUGAUAUCGUUCAGUCGCUUGGGAAAUACGACAGAGCUGAGGAAUAUUAUAAGAAAGCACUAGCAAUCAGAGAGGAAAUUGGCGACAAAAAGGGACAAGCAUCUGACUACGGAAACUUAGGAACAUUGUUUCAGUCGCUCUGUGAAUACCAAAAGGCUAAAGAAUUUACCGAGAAA